AUGGGUGUUCCUGAUUCCCAGAGCUACUAUGAGCUCUACGAAAACUUGGGGAUCGGCAGCGCAGACGAUGUUUCGUGGGAGUGAGUGAUAAGUCUGCUUUUGGCUGCGCGCAUUGGAGCUGAUCCUGGCUCUAGCCCACCCAAGCCAAUGCGUACUGCUCCACGGCAGAGCGAUGAAGAUGCACAUCUGUGGGCUACACCCGAAGCCUUGCAUUGAAAUGCGCUAGCUGACGGGUCUAAAGGAUCGUUCGCGCAGGCGCUCCACGACGAAGUGCUGCUGCGGCGUCUAGUGAGCCUAUCCCACCGUCAACAUUCCUCGAGAAGAUCCCAGUCGAGAUCCGACUCGCCAUCUACGAAGUUGCGAUGGCAGAGGGCGAUGCGAAACCCGAAACCAUUACGUCUCGCAAAUCCGCUAUGCCCGCGAGAGGAGACAUUGUCAACUUUCCCUGGUACGUGGUCGAGCCACCCAUUCUUCGAGUCUGUCGCCAGAUCCGCGCGGAAGCCAUGAAGACCUACAACAACUUCCUGUCAGACGAACAAGCUCGUGUGGUCAGGUCACUGGCUCCUGACGCAGAGGAGAGGGCAUCUUUGAUGCAGCCCUGGGCGGUUCUCCUCGGCGAUCCGCGUGAUCGUACGUGGGAGGUGCCACAGGCUCCAAGAAGGUAUCUGCAACAACUGGCGGAUGCGGCUCAGCGCGUGAGACGCUUUGGAUAUCUUGCGCCGGAGUCCGCUGCGAGACCAUUUUGGGAUGACAUGAUAGACCGGACCGGGGGAGUUUGGGACGACAGAAUUUGGUACGGCGGAACUUGGUACGGCGGAACUUGGUACGGUGGAACUUGGCACGUUGAGAAGAUUGCGCUGCUUCGCGAAUUUCUAGGAUAG
Molecule: messenger RNA, 881 nt
Organism: Lecanosticta acicola
Lineage: Eukaryota; Fungi; Ascomycota; Dothideomycetes; Mycosphaerellales; Mycosphaerellaceae
Source: the annotation of a GenBank genome assembly